CAUGAUGCGAGUUUCCCGGGAAUGUGACACCUUUGCCUGCUGCAGCCACUUGAGACGGCUUUUUCGUCUGUUGAUGGCCAACUUUCCACCGUGUCAUAUCCAAUGUAUUGUGAGCGUACAAUAUUCGCGUCAACCUCUUCUCCUCCAGGUGUUCUGAACGUUGUGUGAGGGGGCUUAGCACUUCACUGCCCUCAAGCUACCCCGCCAUCUCCAGUGUUAUCUUAUCGCGCAACAACCACAAGGUGCGCCCAAGCUGGCCUUGACAGGACGCUUGCGCAUGCCCGGAGCCUCAUUAUCGUCUCGCCGAAACUUUGCUAUUUACGUCGCUUGAAGGGAUUUUUCAUCUUUUGCUUCUUUCUGAAGGCCAUCUAAUACCGUUUCUAAACCUCGGUUAGCAUCUCGAUGAGGUGACAUCUCAGCAGGGUGUGUUCCGUCUCCCUGAGUGAAGUGAUGUGAAACAACUCAACAUGUGAAAGCAAUAGCUGACUGAUGUGCUAGUGAUCCGGCACACAUAAACUACUCUCCACCAUCAUGUUCUCCCAAAAGAAACCCUACACGGCCGUCACCGUCACCAUCGAACAUUUGACGAGUGAGGCGAUACCGGAAAAUGAUCUCAGUGGAAUCCCAGAACUCGUUGAAGUCAUCAACCUCCAGGAUUCAGGUCCUUCAGAAGCCGCACGCGCCAUCAGAAAGAAGCUCAAGUACGGAAAUCUCCACCGGCAACUCCGCGCCCUCACCCUACUGGACGGUCUCAUUCAGAAUGCCGGUCCCCGCUUCCAGCGAAGCUUUGCUGACGAGGCUCUGCUUGAGCGUUUGCGGUUUUGCGGCAAGGCUCAGCUGUCUGACCCGGAGGUGAGGAAGAAGUGUACAGAGCUCUUCCGCAGCUGGGCCGUCCAAUACAAGGGCGUCCGCGGACUGGAACAGAUUGCUACUCUUCACAACGAGCUUCCUAAGAGGAAGCAGGUAGUGACUCAGGAGAGGUCCAAGGUGAUCAAGGAAACAUCAAACCCCUUUGGGGAUGAUGACGAUGAACUCAGAAGCCCACCGGCGGCAGGUCCAUCCCAGUCUGGACCUCGCCAUGGCCUUGAAACAAGGACAGCCGGUACCGUUCAAUCUUUUAGCCAUACUUCCAAGGACGACAAGAAAAAGAAGGAUAAGAAGGGCAAGAGACGCCAGCCGUUCAAUCUCGAGGCUGAAAAGGAGCAGAUGAAGGCCCAUAUCGCCGAAGCCUCCAUUGCCUCGAUCAAUCUUACCAACACACUGCAGACCAUCAACCGAGAAAAGGAGCGCAUCUCGGAAAAUCAGGCGGCGGUGCAGCGAUUUGAGGCUUGUAAGAAUCUUCGCAGGAAGAUUCUGCGUUAUAUCCAUUAUGUGGAAUCCGAGGAAUGGCUCGGCAGCCUUCUAUACGCAAACGACACGCUCGUCACGGCACUCAUGACGUUUGAGCAGCUUGACCGCUCCAUUGAUGCGGACAGUGAUUCUGACGAUGAACUUGCCGAGCAAGCGCACCUGUACCGAAUGGCGACAGAAAAGGCAAAAGGCAAAGAGCCAGGUUCGCCAUCGAGGCCCAGAUCUCCAGUUGCCGGUAUGGCUAGUCUCAACAUUACGUCUCCUGCUCGACCAUCAGCUCCACCACGGCCAUCCGCACCCAAACCGUCUAUUCAACGCCGCGUUGAGCCGUCCGAUGAUGAAGACUCGGAGGAAGAGGAAGAUGACAACCCGUUUGCUGACCGGAAUGCCGUCCUUAAGGCGGAGUGAGCAUGAGGAUUGGUGACGGGGAAGUCAUGGCUGGUAGGGUGAGCGAUCUUGGAAGACUUGUUUGAAGCGGAUUACUAUCAUUUGGGUACUUUUAUCUCAAGGGCAAACCUUUGGCAAGAAAGGUCGUCACCCCAGCUUCGUGACAUAUCCCUUCCUUGUUGGGUGACUGAUCUUGGUGAAGAAUGGACAUUAUGGCCUUAGCAUUGCAGCCCCUGAUAUGGUAUUCCUGACUGUUGCGGAAUUACUAAUGCUCACUUGAUCUUGCGCCGAUAUCGCUCCCUUUUGAGAUUUGUUAUGUAGGACAAAGGCUGAUAUAUGGAAGAUGGGCUACACAAAACAGGACUUCCAUCCAAGUAAACACAAGUUAUAUAUUUUAGCAUGACACAGGCUUGCCUCAAGGGCUCGCUUUGCUUAUAUCGUUGUACUCUUUCGUUACUAUUUCAGUGGUUUUUGGAAGAAUAUCAGUGCAAAUGGCUACUACCAUGAACCAA
Podospora pseudopauciseta is the source of this 2249-nucleotide messenger RNA. RefSeq lists its product as uncharacterized. Lineage: Eukaryota; Fungi; Ascomycota; Sordariomycetes; Sordariales; Podosporaceae. Bases 532 to 1758 code for a protein of 408 amino acids. The record is from RefSeq and is a predicted model, not a curated record. Gene Ontology annotation, cellular component: actin cortical patch. Gene Ontology annotation, molecular function: ubiquitin binding; phosphatidylinositol binding. Gene Ontology annotation, biological process: actin filament organization; actin cortical patch localization; endocytosis. The transcript is spliced from 3 exons.